AUGCUUGUGUUGUUCAUUCUAGCGGCGGCCCUGGCCGCUGCACACGCAAACAAUUCCUAUGUGGUGAUCGUCCCUUCCAAAAUCCGAGCCAACAUGGACUUCUCUUUGAGCGUGAAUAUCCUCAAUGCCACCGCUGACGUCACUGUUACAGCCACCGUGUUACGUGGUUCUACCCUGGUAGUCACCGGAUCUCAGGUAUUCCAGGCCGGCAAGCCUGGAACACUCUCUCUGAAGAUCCCUGCUGGCAUUCCCAACACCGCCUACUCCCUUGAGGUCAAGGGCAGCGGAGGGUUACAGUUCAACAAGACAACGUCCUUGGCAUUCAACAGCAAGGAGCUGUCCUUGUUUAUCCAGUCAGACAAGGCCAUCUAUAAACCUGGCGACACCGUGAAUUUCCGAACCUUUGCCGUGUAUUCGGAUCUGAAAUCUUUCACUGGACCAGUCGAUAUUUCCAUUUUCGACGCCCAGGCCAACAAGAUCAAACAGUGGCUGCAAGAACAACCACUCGAGGGGGUCAUCACCAAGACACUGACCCUGUCCUCCCAGCCCGUUCUGGGUGACUGGCGCAUCCGGGUGGAGACAGCGGACGCUAACGUGGAAAAGAUAAUCACUGUGGCUGAAUAUGUUCUGCCCAAGUUUGAAGUCGACGUCAUUAUGCCCUCCUACAGUCUGACCACUGACUCUGACGUCACAGUCACAGUCAAAGCCAAAUACACCUAUGGGGAGCCAGUGAAAGGCACAGCCAGUGUCAGUGUGUCACUGCUCAACAGCAACAGUCCUUAUGACGCCAGCAGAGGCCAGUCUGUCAGUUCAACAACUGUUCCAGUUGAAGGAGAAGCCAAAGUGACCAUCCCCAUGGCAACCGUCAAGAAAAUCAGUUCCGGCCUCAACGGACACAUCCUGGUGGUCACUGCUAACGUCACGGAGUCACUGACCGGUAACAUCAGGACCGGAAACGGAAGUGUUAAACUGUAUGACAAGGGCGUCACUCUGGAGUUUCCCAAGACCAACCCAAAUACCUUUAAACCUGGACUGAAGUACAUUGCAUAUUUGAAGGUUAGCCAGCCCGACGGUCUACCGGUCAGUUCCACCAACGACAUGGUCGGAGUGAGCCCAACGGUCAUCAUCGAGCUGCCCGGAGUCAGCCCUACACCCUACUACUACUACGAGAAGCCGACACAGACCAAGAAACUGCCAGAGACUAUGUACAGUGUCCCAGACAACGGACUCAUCGCCAUUCCCGUGGAUAUUCCCAAUGAUGCCAAAAGCGCCACUAUUACGGCCACAUUCCAAGGCGUGACAGCAACUCUGAGUCUAGGCAAGAGCCACUCGCCCAGCAACUCUUACCUUCAGCUGUCCCUGGAAACUACAUCAGCCAUUGAGGCAGGGGAUCUGAUCACAUUCACUGUGAAAUCGACGGAGCCGCUCAACAACGUGGUCUACCAGGUUCUUUCCCGAGGAGGGAUCGUGAAAACUGGCAGCAUUGAUGUCAAAAACGGCCAAGAAUACACGUUCUCCAUCACCUCCGACUCUAGCAUGGCACCCAACGCUAGGAUUGUUGUGUACUACGUCAGAGCUGAUGGGGAGAUAGUCACCGACAGCAUUAGCUUUGAUAUCAAUGGGGCUUUCAAAAACAAGGUGUCGUUAAGUGUCAACACCACUGAGGCGGAACCUGGUGACAAUAUCCAGGUGACAGUCACGGCUGACCCAUCGUCCACUGCCCACCUUCUGGCCAUCGACCAGAGCGUCCUUCUGCUCAAGUCCGGAAACGAUGUCACAGCUAAUGAUGUGUACAACGAGCUUAAAGCCUACGAUACCAUCGACUCAGUCAAGAACAGCUUCUCCCCGAUUCUCUUUGACCCCCUGGAUUGUAUCAACUGCCGCAGGAAACGGCUUGUCUGGUGGCCAUUUCCCAUUUUCUAUGGCGGAAACGAUGCCACGCAGAUCUUCCAGAACGCUGGUGUUACAGUCAUUACAGACGCUCUUGUCUAUCACUAUCAAGAGCCCAUUCACUGGGAGUGGAUGAAGCCAAUGUUUGCCGGAGCUGCUAUGGGCGGCAUGGCUGAUGGUGCCAUAGCCACUAGUGUCAGCCGCCCGCAACUCCCGCCAGCACAGGAAGUGACCACAGACAGCGGAGCUGACCUCCAGGAACCCGCCAGGAUCCGGUCCAAUUUCGCCGAGAGUUUUCUCUGGAGUGACCUGUCCAUUGGUGCCGACGGGAAGGGCUCAGUCUCCGCUCAGGUCCCUGACACCAUCACAUCAUGGGUGGCCAGCGCCUUUGCCAUCAACUCAGUGACAGGACUUGGGGUGUCUCCAACCCAGGCUCAUCUGAAAGUGUUCCGACCAUUCUUUGUCAGUUUGAACCUGCCGUACUCAGUCACUCGUGGUGAACAUCUUGCCUUGCAGGCCAUCGUCUUUAACUACCUGCAGGAGGACAUGCAG
Messenger RNA from Candidula unifasciata, 2442 nucleotides. Lineage: Eukaryota; Metazoa; Mollusca; Gastropoda; Stylommatophora; Geomitridae. The record is from the annotation of a GenBank genome assembly.